GUUCUUGCCCCAUGGUAAGACGUGGAGCGCCCCCACAAUGGGGCCGAGGUGGCCAAAGCACGGGCGAAAAUCCGAAGAUUCAGAGGAAACUUCCCAUCCGAGCGGAUGCAGCUGGACUGCUGCAGCUGAGCCAAGAUGCCGGUUUGAAGCAAGUGGAACGCAUUGUGAUCCCUCAGCUGAAGGCGUGGAAAUGGAAUCCUGACUUGGCUACUCAUGCGCUCAAGGCUUUGGCGAAGAGGGGCUUUGUAAGACUUUGCUUGCAUACGCUGAACGUCAUGAGGAGAAGCGAGGUGACUCCCCUUACGGCUCAUUACAAUGCUGCGCUGGCAGCGAGUGCCGAAGUGAAGGAGUGGACAGUCACGCUCUUUCUGCUCGAGAGAAUGCAGCAGGAUGAGGCUGCCGUGAAUGACGACACCGUGAAAGAGACAAUGAGAUCUUGCAAAGCCUGGGAGCGGGCAUUGGAAUUUUGGAUGUUGCUUCGCAGCAGAGACACCGGACUCAGUGUGGCAUCGCACAACCACGCCAUGGCUGCCAUGAUCCAAGCACCGAAGCUGGCGCUGGAGAUCUUCGAAAACGUCCGAGAUGAUCCGGGCCUGGGAGCUGAUGGAAUGAGUUACAGUCUUGCAAUCGCAUGCUAUGGGCGUCUUCAGCAGUGGAAGGACUCUCUACGAAUGAUGGAGGAGAUGUCCAACAACGCUCUGGUGCCUGAAGCCCUUCACUUUGCCUCCGCUAUCUCGGCUCUGGGGAGAUCCUCAGAAUGGGAACGUUCCGUCUCCUUGUGGCAGGACGUGAAGGCAGGGGCUGAUGCCGGUGGGUUCUUUGCCAUCGUGACGACCUUGGCGCAUCAGCAGAAAUGGUCCUUGGCGCUAGAGGUAUUGAAGGAGAUGAUUGCAGAGGACUUGGAUCCAAAGCAGACCAUGCAGGGCAUCGUGAGUAAAGUGGUUGACAGAUCAGGGCAAAGAACAGAAGCCCGUCCCAAAGGUGGGCGAGGAAAGCCGCGAGGAAGGCAGAGGAUAAAAGGAAUGAGAGAAAAAUGCGCUAACGGCCGCGAAGAUGCUCGGGAAAAUUCACCUGAUUUUGAUGAAAGACACUUUGCAUCAUAA
Messenger RNA from Cladocopium goreaui, 1103 nucleotides. NCBI's taxonomy places the organism in Eukaryota, Dinophyceae, Suessiales, Symbiodiniaceae. The record is from the annotation of a GenBank genome assembly.